This is a messenger RNA of Cydia fagiglandana, 1260 nucleotides long. RefSeq names its product lachesin-like. NCBI's taxonomy places the organism in Eukaryota, Metazoa, Arthropoda, Insecta, Lepidoptera, Tortricidae. The record is from RefSeq and is a predicted model, not a curated record. Bases 37 to 1245 code for a protein of 402 amino acids. The transcript is spliced from 8 exons. Gene Ontology annotation, cellular component: neuron projection.
ACAGCUCGAUGCGCGUCCGGAAAGGGGGGAGGGAGCAUGCUGCUGCACCUCUUGGUACUUAGCACCGCCCUCGCGGCCGCUACCACAGGGAAGCACGGGGGAGUAGAAGUGCCAGAAUUUGGAGAGCCGAUCACAAAUCUAACGAUACCAAUAGGGCGCGACGCUACUUUCAAAUGUAUUGUCGUCAACCUUGGCAACUAUAGAGUCGGCUGGGUGAAAGCAGACACGAAAGCCAUCCAAGCCAUCCACGAGCACGUCAUCACACACAACCCCCGCGUAUCCGUGUCGCACGCGGACCACUCGACGUGGUAUCUGCACAUCAAGAGUGUACAAGAGGAAGAUCGGGGGCAAUACAUGUGUCAGAUCAACACGGAUCCUAUGAAGAGUCAAAUGGGCUUCCUAGAGGUGGUGAUACCACCAGACUUCGUGCCAGAGGAGACAUCUGGUGACACGAUGGUGCCGGAAGGUGGUACCGCCCGAGUGGCGUGCAAGGCUCGCGGGGUGCCGCUGCCGCGGGUCAUGUGGAAACGCGAGGAUGGCCAGGAAAUCGUAGUACGAGACCAUACGGGGUCUAAGACUAAAGUACUCACAUACAACGGCGAGGUACUCAAGCUUACGAAGAUAUCCCGUUCGGAAAUGGGCACGUACUUGUGCAUCGCGGGCAAUGGCGUCCCACCUACGGUCAGCAAGAGAAUUCACAUCAGCGUACACUUUCACCCAGUGAUUCAAGUACCGAACCAGUUGGUAGGCGCUCCGCUCGGCACUGACGUCACGCUUGAAUGCUACGUGGAGUCAUCACCCAAAUCUAUCAACUACUGGGUUAAAGACCCUGGUGAGUUGAUAAUACCCUCGGAACACCACGAGAUGACGGUGAGGCAGAAAUCCAUGUUCGAGGCGGAGAUGACGAUGACGAUCAAGAAUAUCCGACGCGACGACCUGGGCAGCUACAUCUGCGUUGCCAAGAAUUCACUCGGCGAUGUGGAAAGCAAGAUUAGAUUAUAUGAAAUACCUGGAAACGACAGGCACGUGUACCAGUACCCGGACGAGCGGAUCGUGCCAGACGACGACUACGGAACAGAAGUGUACGAGGACGAAGAACACGACGAGAAGAGCAACCGGGUACCCGACCGGGCCAACAAAUGGUACGCAAACGACGGGAAGAUCGUUACGGCGGCUAACGACGCGGCCAAACCCGCUUUCACGAUAGCGGUCUUCCUAACUUUACUCGAAACACUAGUGGUGUAAUUAUGCGUAAUUAUC